Messenger RNA from Propithecus coquereli (Coquerel's sifaka), 2716 nucleotides. It is a transcript of the gene ZSCAN2, whose product is annotated as zinc finger and SCAN domain containing 2. The transcript has 3 exons. Gene Ontology annotation, biological process: negative regulation of transcription by RNA polymerase II. Gene Ontology annotation, molecular function: DNA-binding transcription repressor activity, RNA polymerase II-specific; RNA polymerase II cis-regulatory region sequence-specific DNA binding. The coding region runs from base 226 to 2073 and encodes 615 amino acids. The record is from RefSeq and is a predicted model, not a curated record. NCBI's taxonomy places the organism in Eukaryota, Metazoa, Chordata, Mammalia, Primates, Indriidae.
CCAUUGUUCUCGGUGCCCCACGGGCUGGAGCCCAGGUAAAUCCGGAGGGGCCGGGCCGAGCCCGGGGGCGCUUUCGCACGCGGAGCAUCCGCCAGAGCAGGACUUGGUCUCCGGAGAGCAGGACUACUUGUUGAGAUUUGAGGAGGGAGGUGUCUUCUCUGAGAGCCUGGCUGGAGGAGACUGAGGUCAGUGCUUGAAGCCUGAGUGAUCGCCCCAGGAACGUGGAUGAUGGCUGCAGAGGCGCCGAGAGUGACCGCUCCCCUGAGCCCCUUGGUCCAGGUGUCUCAAGAAGAAGAUGGACAGGAGGAGGAGGUCACCACUAUGAUCCUGGAGGAUGACUCCUGGGUGCAGGAAGCUGUACUGCAGGAGGAUGGCCCUGAGUCUGAGCCCUUUCCCCAGAGUGCCGGCAAGGGCAGCCCCCAGGAGGAGGCAGCGGCCGGGGGACCGCAGGGUGCGCUCAGCCGCCUCCGAGAGCUCUGUCGGCGCUGGCUGAGGCCAGAGGUGCACACCAAGGAGCAGAUGUUGACCGUGCUGCCAAGGGAAAUUCAGGCUUGGCUGCAAGAGCAUAGGCCCGAAAGCAGCGAGGAGGCAGUAGCCCUGGUGGAAGACUUGACCCAGACCCUUCAGGAAAGUGAUUUUGAGAUACAGAGUGAAAAUGGGGAGAACUCUAAUCAAGACAUGUUUGAGGAUGUCGAGUCACAUGAGUUCUCAAAAAUGCCCGGAGUGGAAGGCGCUCAGCAAUCCGAUGGGGAAAGUGACUUCGAGAGAGACUGUGGCCCUGGGGGGCCCCAGGGAAACACCCCAGGUGAGGACUGUGGGGAGAUGCCGUCCCAUGGCAGGGAAGUGGGCCAGCUCAUAGGCCUUCAGGGCACCUACCUGGGCGAGAAGCCCUAUGAAUGUCCCCAGUGUGGGAAGACCUUCAGCCGGAAAUCCCACCUAAUCACACACGAACGGACCCACACGGGCGAGAAAUACUACAAAUGUGACGAAUGUGGAAAAAGCUUUAGUGAUGGUUCAAACUUCAGUAGACACCAAACUACUCACACUGGGGAGAAACCCUAUAAAUGCAGGGAUUGUGGGAAGAGCUUUAGCCGGAGUGCAAACCUCAUCACCCACCAGAGGAUCCACACGGGAGAGAAACCCUUCCAGUGUGCCGAGUGCGGCAAGAGUUUUAGCAGGAGCCCCAAUCUCAUCGCUCACCAGCGCACCCACACGGGAGAGAAACCCUACUCGUGCCCGGAGUGUGGAAAGAGCUUUGGCAACCGGUCCAGCCUGAACACACAUCAGGGAAUCCACACUGGAGAAAAGCCCUACGAAUGUAAGGAAUGCGGCGAAAGCUUUAGUUACAACUCGAACCUAAUCAGACACCAGAGAAUCCACACGGGAGAGAAACCAUACAAAUGUACCGACUGCGGGCAGAGGUUCAGCCAGAGCUCGGCUCUCAUCACCCACCGGAGAACUCACACGGGAGAAAAGCCCUAUCAGUGCAGUGAGUGCGGGAAAAGCUUUAGCCGCAGCUCCAAUCUGGCCACGCACCGGAGAACCCACAUGGUGGAGAAGCCCUAUAAGUGUGGGGUGUGCGGGAAGAGCUUCAGCCAGAGCUCCAGCCUGAUCGCACACCAGGGCAUGCACACGGGGGAGAAACCCUACGAGUGCCUGACGUGCGGGGAGAGCUUCAGCUGGAGCUCCAACCUCCUCAAGCACCAGAGGAUCCACACGGGGGAGAAGCCCUACAAAUGUGGCGAGUGUGGGAAGUGCUUCAGCCAGCGCUCCCAGCUGGUGGUGCACCAGCGGACCCACACGGGCGAGAAGCCCUACAAAUGCCUCAUGUGUGGGAAGAGCUUCAGCCGGGGCUCCAUCCUGGUCAUGCACCAGCGAGCCCACUUGGGAGACAAGCCCUACAGGUGUCCCGAAUGUGGGAAAGGCUUUAGCUGGAAUUCGGUUCUCAUUAUACAUCAGCGAAUCCACACAGGGGAGAAGCCCUACAAGUGCCCCGAGUGUGGCAAAGGGUUCAGCAAUAGCUCCAAUUUUAUUACACAUCAGAGAACUCACAUGAAAGAGAAACUUUACUGAAGUGGCAAAGAGGGAAAGUAAGGGGACUGGCCAGAGAAGGAAUUGCCACACUGCCCAAACAGCGAUGUCUCUUUAAAAGAGCUGUUCUUCCCAAAUGCUCUUUGGGGUUUUUGCCAGAAUCUCACCCUUGCUCACUGUCAUUUCUAGAACCCCGUCAUCGUAGUGGUUGGAGUCAAGCCCCACACACGGUCAAGAACAGCGUGUAGGAGCGGAAAGUCUGGAAAGUUGGGUCUUUUUUGGUGACAUUUCACGGCUUAAUUGGCCUCUCUCUCUUGAUUCCUCUGUGCCUCAGUUUCCUCUUUGGUGAAACAGGGAGGAAAUAUUUCUCCAUGUGGAGUGGAAGAUAGCGUGGCCCAUGACAUGGGCAGAGUCCUCAGAGAAUUACUGGAAAUCCAUUAUUGUGGGUCUGGUUGUUUGGCUGCCAUUUUGUUGGGCUUAGGUGCCUUCACCCCAAGCUGUUAGCAUCCAGGGCCCCUUGUCCAAGUUAGAAUCUGCUCUUCCUGGCUUUGGUGUCUUGGGCUUUGGUUUCAGGUAAAGAUGGAAGGGCUUCUCCAAUUCUCAAUCACCCAUGUAAAGCCCCUUUCUAUUUCUAGAAAGUAUCAGGAGCACAGAAACAUGAGGUAUGUCCCGGACCCAGUGUCCC